Callorhinus ursinus (northern fur seal) is the source of this 504-nucleotide messenger RNA. RefSeq names its product nuclear cap-binding protein subunit 2. The record is from RefSeq and is a predicted model, not a curated record. Gene Ontology annotation, cellular component: nuclear cap binding complex. Lineage: Eukaryota; Metazoa; Chordata; Mammalia; Carnivora; Otariidae. Gene Ontology annotation, molecular function: RNA cap binding. Gene Ontology annotation, biological process: mRNA cis splicing, via spliceosome.
AUGGAUCGCAAACAGCCGCCCUCACGGUGUCCACUGGGCACCGUGUCCAACGACCUGAGAAUUCUGCAAGGCGAGUGCUGGGACCAGCAGUUUGAUGGGGAUAAUGAUGAUCAGGAGAAAUUACUGAAGGAAAGCUCCACACUCUACAUGGGGAAUCUUUCCUUUCAUACUACCGAAGAGCAAAUAUAUGAGCUCUUUAGUAGAUGUGGUGAUAUCAAGCGUGUAUUUAUGGGCCUGGAUAAAAUUAAGAAAAAGGCAUGGGGUUUCUGUUUUGCAGAGUACUAUAACAGACUUGAUGCCGAAAAUGCCAUGUGGUUCCUAAACGGGACCCGCCUAGAUGAUCGUAUUAUCCACACAGAUUGGGAUCUAGCCUUUAGAGAGGGCAGACAGUAUGGCCACCGACCUGAGGACCAAGUAAGAAACGCGUUUUGUGAAGAUUUUGAUGUUGGUAGAGGUGGCUCUGGAAAACAGGCUCAGGCCCGUGAUAGAAGAGGAAUCCAUUAG